GGCGCGGGCAGGAUGGGGCGGUGAGGGGCGGCCGUGCCGGACAGCCCGCGGCAGCCGCGCCGGGCCCCGAGCGAGCCGAGCGGGCGGUGGUGAAAAAGACAAUAUCAAGAUGAGUAAAAAGCCUCCAAAUCGUCCUGGAAUCACAUUUGAGAUUGGUGCUCGUUUGGAGGCACUGGACUAUUUACAAAAAUGGUAUCCAUCUCGAAUUGAGAAGAUAGAUUAUGAAGAGGGGAAGAUGUUGGUGCAUUUUGAACGCUGGAGCCAUCGCUACGAUGAGUGGAUUUACUGGGACAGUAACAGGUUGCGACCUUUGGAGCGACCAGCAUUAAGGAAAGAGGGGCUGAAAGAUGAUGAAGAAUUUGUUGAUUUUAAACCUGGAGAAGAAGUCUUAGCUCGUUGGACAGACUGUCGGUAUUACCCUGCAAAGAUUGAAGCAAUUAAUAAAGAGGGAACAUUCACAGUGCAAUUCUAUGAUGGUGUCAUUCGGUGUCUUAAAAGGAUGCAUAUCAAGUCUAUGCCGGAGGAUGCAAAAGGGCAGGAUUGGAUAGCUUUGGUCAAAGCUGCUGCUGCAGCAGCAGCCAAGAACAAAGCAGGAAGUAAACCUAGAACCAGUGCAAACAGCAAUAAAGAUAAAGAGGACAGAAAAUGGCUAAAAGUCCCUUCAAAAAAGGAAGAAACCUCAACCUCUACAAUCAUGCAGGAAGUCCAAAAAAAGGAAGAGGAGCCUACAUCUAGUGACACAUUUGAAGUAGGAUUUCCUGUAGUGGAUGUUCCAAAGAUGGCCUUUGUGCAGGCAGAGAGCACUUUAUCACACAAGAGGAAAAGUAAUCUAGGCAACUCAUUUCAGGCAAAGAGAGCUCGCCUAAACAAGAUCACUGGUUUAUUGGCAUCCAAAGCUGUUGUUGCAGAUGGUGCUGAAAAAAAGGAAGGCAACAAAGAAACAGCUCCAGUCCUGGAGCAGGAGAUUUCACCUAAACCACAAAGUCAGAAAAAAAAUGAAGCUGAUAUUAGCAGUUCUGCCAACAUUCAGAAACCUGCACUGUUAUCCUCAACUUUGUCUUCAGGAAAGGCUCGCAGCAAGAAAUGCAAACAAGAAUCUGGAGAUUCUUCCGGGUGUAUAAAGCCCCCUAAAUCACCACUUUCCCCAGAAUUAAUACAAGUCGAGGAUUUGACGCUGGUCUCUCAGCUUCCUUCUUCUGUGAUAAAUAAAACUAGUCCAUCACAGCCAGUGAGUUCCCCUAGAUCCUACAAACAUAGCCAACGGAGAAGAAGAUCACAGCGUUUAGCCACUUGCUCCUUGCCUGAUGAUUCUGUAGAAAAAGUUUCUUCUCCCUCUUCAGUUACUGAUGGAAAACUGUUCUCCAUCAGUGGUCAAAACCAGCAGUCAUCAAAAUUGGAGGUACCUGAUGUUGCUCAUGUGUCACUUGAGAAGCGUGGACCAUGUCUGCCUCUUGAUUUAAGCCGUAGUUCGGAAGUUACAGCACCAUUAUCCGCAGAAUCCACUUUCCGUAAUGAAUAUCCCAGUAAAGACAAGGAAGAUAUUCAGAUGAUUACAUAUCUUUCUUCCAAAGCAGUAACUGAUGGAAGAGUAGCUACAACAGCGUCAGGUGCAGCUAGAAUGGAAAGAAAAGGAAAACUGGAAGAGAAAAGUUCUUCAACAUAUGGUAAAAAGAAAGAAAAAGAAAAGGAGAAAAAGGAGAAGAAGGAAAAAGAUCAUAAACCAAAACAGAAAAAGAAGAAGAAAAAAAAGAAGAAAUCAAAACAGCAUGAUUAUUCAGAUUAUGAAGACAGUUCUGUUGAAUUCCUGGACAGGUGUUCCUCUCCCUUAACGCGGUCCUCAGGCAGCUCUCUGACAUUGCGCAGUAUGUUCUCAGAGAAGAACACUUCAUACCAGUAUCCAAGAGCUAUCCUGUCUGUUGACCUUAGUGGAGAAAACCUUUCAGAUGUGGAGUUCUUGGAUGAUUCUUCCACAGAGAGUUUGUUACUUAGUGGUGAUGAAUACAAUCAGGAUUUUGAUUCAACUAACUUUGAAGAGUCUCAGGAUGAAGAUGAUGCUAUCAAUGAAAUUGUUAGAUGCAUUUGUGAACUUGAUGAAGAAAAUGGCUUUAUGAUUCAGUGUGAAGAAUGCUUGUGUUGGCAGCACAGUGUAUGCAUGGGACUGUUGGAGGACAGCAUUCCAGAGCAGUACAUCUGUUACAUCUGCAGAGAUCCACCAGGACAGAGGUGGAGUGCCAAAUAUCUCUAUGACAAAGACUGGCUAAACAACGGACACAUGUGUGGAUUAUCAUUUUUGAAAGAGAACUACUCUCAUCUUAAUGCCAAAAAGAUCGUGUCAACACAUCACCUACUGGCAGAUGUUUAUGGGGUAACUGAAAUACUGCAUGGAUUGCAGCUGAAGAUUGGCAUACUGAAAAAUAAGCAUCACCCAGACCUUCAUCUCUGGGCUUAUUCAGGGAUGAGAAAAGAACAAGAACAAAGAACUGUUGGGGUAGAGAAAAAGUUAGUGACUUUACAGGAUGCUGUUAAUCCAGCUGAAAGGACGUGUCAUAGUCAAAACCAUAAAGAGCCACCCAGUAUACCCCAGAAGAUGGAAGAAACGUAUAUCACAAGUGAGCACAGUUACCAAAAACCACAGAGUUUUAGCCAUGACUACAAAGCAGUCACUGACCCUAUGAGCUCAGAUGAUGAAGACACAAGUAGCUUUGAGGAAGAUCAGGAAUAUCAUACAGAGAAUAAAAACUGUUUACAAUAUUCUUUUAGAGAUGGUGGCAUGAAUGAGCAGAAUUCUGCAGAAGGAAACACUGUGUUUGUUUGUAAUGAAAGAAAAGGCUCAGAAGAACAAGUGGACACACAUCUUCAAUGGCAGCUAAAUCUCCUCACCCAUAUAGAGAAUGUACAGAAUGAAGUCACCAGCAGAAUGGACCUGAUUGAAAAAGAAGUUGAUGUUUUAGAAAGCUGGCUUGAUUUCACUGGAGAACUGGAACCACCAGAUCCUCUGGCAAGAUUGCCUCAGCUCAAGCGACGUAUCAAACAGCUCUUAAUUGACAUGGGAAAAGUACAGCAAAUAGCAACACUUUGCUCUGUAUGACAAAAGGAAGAAUAAAGAAGUAAAAAUAGGUUCUUUACAGUGAAUUUUCUUAUUAGCCACAAGACUGACAGGAAGACAGCAAAAAGCUGAGCAUUUAUAUGGUUCUUUGCAGAUUACAUUAAUAGCCUGAAGCUUUAGAAAGAAGAGAGGAAGUUUAGUGUCAGGAAUCUGUUUUAUUGAAAAUAUGAAUAUUCAAUGUCCAGGCUUCAAAAUUAUAUAUAAUAUACUGAGAAAAGUAAAUUUCUCAGGAUUUUAACAUGUUAAACAAGUAAAUCCCCAGAUACAAGAAAAUUCAAUAAACAAAAAAACCAAAAUCUCUUUGAAGAGCAAUGCUACUAUUUUGGAACCCUUGGGAAACAUUUCUAAAUUAGCACAAUUCAGCUGACUAAAAAUACAAUCCUCUUAUCUUGCUGAUGAAAGAUACAGAGAGAGCUGUAUCUUCCCUACAAGGAAGGUUUUUAGAUUAUUCCUUUCUCAUAUGAAUGUUCAGGAAAUCAAACAAUACUAGCUUUGAUUUUUGAAAAAAAUUACUUGUCAUGGUCUCCCUUUUAAAAUAUUUUUUUAAAUAGAAAUCCCUAGAACAGCACCCCUAGGCUCCUUUAAAACAGAAGUGGAAAAUAGUGAUCAGAUGUGCCAAAUAAUAUUAAAAUCACUGGGAUGAGAGUUUGAUUAUGACUUAGGUGAAGGUUUUUUCCGAAGUCCUACUCGGUGCCAGCAGUCCAUCCAAAAUUGUAUCUAGUUUAUAUUUUUUUAUGUUCUAUAGCAGUGUUCAGGAAUCAAGGUACAAUUUUUGUCCUGGGUAGCUCUGUUCUGAUGUCGGCCCUCUGAAAAUGUCACCAUCCUCACUGGGGAUGGGGAACGACAAGAGCAGUAAAACUGUCUGUGACUGUGGAAAUUCUAAAUACCAUUAGAGAAAAAAAUCACAAGAUACCUUAUCCAAGUUGUUUUUAUAAAAUUUUUCAGCUUCAGUGAAUGAAAUGUCAUGAAACCAAAGGCAACCUACUUGCUCUGUUAGCUCUUGCUGAAUUUUGAGCCCAGGACUUUCCCUGUGCUGAUAAGUUGCCGCUGUACCCAGUGCUACAUCUGUGUCUGUGUAUGUAUAUGUGUAUAGCUACAUGUACAUAUAUACAUACCAUACACAUUUCUACCUACACAUGUCUAGUUUUAUUACCAUAGACUACAAGAACUGGUGGUUCAUAUUACCUUUUAACAAGCAGUUUCUAAAAUUGAAAAUAAUGUAUGUACAGGUUUUGAAAUUUGUAAAAUAUGACUGUUAAAAGGAGGCUAUUUAACUGAGGACUUUAAGAUACUUGAACAUUUUAUGCCUCAUGUCUGUUUAUCAGUUCUAGUUAUCUGUAUAAAUGCAUUUUAGAACCGAUAGACAGUAAACUUGAAUUUACCUUUUGAUAUGAGUACAAGCCACUGUACAUUCAAAAAUUAUUUAAAUUUGCAAACACACUGUUCUAUAUGUAAGGUACUGUAUGUAAAACUGUUUAUUAAAACUAUUCUGCAUACUCUACAUUUUCCACUUUUCUUCCUGAUCUACAUACAAAUGUAAAAAAAUAAGUGAUUGUUAUUGUGUACAGACCAUCAAAAAAUCUUGGAAUGCCUUUUAAGGAUGCAUACAACUGAAAAAUGUGCCAAAGAUGGAUUAUCUGGGAAAGACUUUGCAACCAGUGCAUUGAACUUUCAUGAUAAAACCAUUAUUGAGAAAGAAAGCAGCGUGGCUGGUUCAUUGCUAAAUUAAACCUAUCCUGACCUUUCCUCCCUGUCUGUCAUACCUGAAGUGAGUUAUCACUCCUGAUGGCCAAAGCAAAAUUUCCCUCUUACAGAGCAGUUGCUAUUUAAAGUCUUCCCGCAUCAAGCUUGUGAUGUAUCACAUCACAGAGCUGUCUGAUAACAUGGAAGUAUGGAAUGGUUGGCAACUCCAUAAUGCAGAAAGAACAUUAGAGCUGUGGAGAUGUUGUCAUCUUAUAGCAACUGUUAAUAAAUACUCUGUGUUAUAUAGUUGAUGCUUAAAUAACUGCUUCAAACAUGAAUAGUUGAGUGAUCUACUUGCUUUUGGAUAUGUGAGAUGUUUUUAUAGACUAUUCACUUGCUGCAUAUCCUUGAAUGUGGUACUGUGUGUACUGUAUAAGAGAAGUAUAAAUCCAGAUGAAUUACUUUGAAACAAAGUGGAGUGUAUUUACAGAAUUUAUACAGCAUACACUGUAGCAAUAUUAUGCAAUGUGUGUGCAUGUGUGUGAUGUAAUAUAAUUGUAAAUGUUACUGAAAGUGAAGGUGGACUUGGAAAGUUAGUGGGGAGGACAGAGGUUUUAUUCUUACUACAGAGAUGGAGGAAUGGUAUCCUGAUAAGGAAAUCCUAAGGUCAAAGUUGAAGUUGCCCUUGCAGCUUUAAUGUGUCUUCUAUUUGUAUGUAUAAUGGCCUCUUAAUUUACAUGAAUAUGUAAUUUUUCCCUUCAAGAUCCUGCCUUGUUCAGGAUGGACUGUGCUUACAAAAACAAACUGUUCAGUAUUUUUUUUCUGUUCAUUGUGUAGUCAUGUAUUAUAAAAAUUCCUGCAAGCAUUCAUAUCUUCUAAGAAAUACAAUCUCGGUGUCCGUACGGACUGUGCUACGUAUGAUACAUCGUGUACUGCUUGAAUGUUUCACAAACUUGUCUGAGUUUGCUUUUUCAAGUCGUGGUGCUGGUCUUCAAUAUGUGGAUGUUAGUUUUUGACCCUAGUAUCUCAAAUUUUCAAAGAUUUGGGAUGCUUUUGAGGUUUUUCUUUUAAACACGAGUCAAGUGCCAUAAAAAUGCUAAAUGUUUUGCACAGAAUGUAACCUAGACUUGAUUGCUUUGCUCGUGUGCCAGUCAACCCCAGUGUGAUCUGGCUCUUACCAGAAUUUCCUCCUAGCUGGCCUUAUCGAGAGAAUCUUAUUCCUGUAAGCAUAAUUUUCCAUCUGUCUUCCUGCUUCCUCUCUAAAUGAGCCAGGGAUGUACAGUCAGUCUAUUUGCAACAUCAUUUAUUUGGGUGUGAAUUGUGGCUGCAUUGUUUGAUGGAGAGGACAGACCCUCUCUGAGGAAAAAAUAGUAAAUGGCAAUGUAAAGACUGUUUGAUACGUGUGUACAGAAAAGCAAAAUGUUUAAAUUUGCAGCAUUCUUUCAAUGAAUAGGAGUUCUAAAGAGUAAUAGACAAAAGGGAAAUGCCAUUUUACAGAAGUCUCUUGUGAUUUCACAGAGCUAAAUGGCAAUUUAAAUGGCAGUGGAGCCUUUGAAUGCCCAGCUUUUUGUCUGAGGUUUAGUUGGGGGUUUGUUUGUUUGUUUUUUUAAUGGAGGUAUCAGGGUGAUUUAAUUUCAAAGCCUGCUCCUACUUGUGACCAUACCGAAGGCAUCUACAUCAGGAGUUCUGUGUUUCAGUUGCAGUGAAGGCAGGGCAGCAGUACUGCAGUCAUAAAUGAAAUGUAGUGUUGGUGCUGUGGUCUGGUGUGAUACGAUGGGGCUGCCACGUUCUGGUUACAAAAUGGACAUAUUCAGGUCAUAUUGCAGGGAAUGGGUUGGAAGAUGCUUCCUGUUAACCCUUUUCUUGGGUAGCUGUAGGUCGAAUAGUGCCCAUAUUUUAUAUACUCUGGCCUUACAUGCAUAGAUGUUUGUUCAGUUGUGGAGUGGUUUACAGUGGUAGAAGCCUGUUGUUUUCUUUCAAAUAGACAAAGAAGAUGGGUUGCAAUUUUCUGAUAGAUUUCCUGUAUUUGCUGGGUAGCAAAGAAUUGAAACUGUUCUUCCAUGGAUGCAGUAAUCUUGUAUGGCUGACAGCCACUUUUCUCUCUUAAUUUUGUCUCUGAGCUUCUACAUGUGCUCAUCUGUUCAUUUUGCAGCUUGCAUCUGUUUUCUCCUUUCGUUCUUCAGCUUUCUGCACUCUGGCUUCUGAGGUACCUGGAGGGUGUCACUCCUCUGUUCUCAUGCCCAGUUCCUCCUGGCUGCUGUGGGAAGCAGUCGUGGGGAAAGGCCUCUUUGACUCUUCUAUCCACAGCCUCCAGAGCAUUCUGGGACUUGUGUACAGUUGGAGUGUGUGCACCAUAAUCAAAAUCUCCAGGUGUUUUUGAUGCCUUUCUUAAGUAAGCCUCUUCUGUCUUAUGCAAUUGGUGAUCUUCCUCUACUCCCAUCUGGCUUCUAACUUAACUAGACCUGAAUUAAUGUUACAGCAAAACCCCUCUGGCACUGUUGGGCUCCAGCAGUCCUUACCAAACUGAGGGUUGGGAUGCAAAGGAGUCAUUCAAACAUUACAGUAAAAUUGUAAAAGUAUUUGAUGUUGUAAACCACAUUAUUUUUCCCUUGCAUUUAAAGGGAAGCUGUAAUAACGUUUCUUCACUGGAAAUUCAAAAGGCACAAAACAGAUCCUGAACUGAACUGGAGCUUGGUGUAAAAAUCAACAAGUGGAGGAUGGGCAGGACUCUGCAGGCAGGGGCUUCACAGCCAAAGAGCAGUCUGGCUGUCCCAGCUGCCUUGCCCUAUUAGUAGCUCUGUGGAGGUGCUGGUCUGUGUGUAAAGGGGGUGUGUGCAAUGAUGCCAUUCAUUUACGAGUAGGAUUGUUUAGAACACUGGAACUGCAGGUUUUUGCUCUACUGCUUAAAGAUGUUUCAGUAUAUGCACCUUAAUUUUGGAGUGCUUAUUAAGGUCAGAGGCUUAAUCACUUUUGAAAUGCCCAUUGCUAUUCUCACAUUUUUUUAGCUCACAAUUUUUUUCUCUUGUACUGAUUGCAUAUGGCUUUAGGUGAGGUUUUUGCAGAGGCUGUUUGAAAUGCUUCAGUAAUGGUUUCUAUUAUAAUUUGUUAUGUCCUGGGCACUGGGUGUGGGGGUCUGUCUUUAGCAAUAAAUAUUAUACACUAUGUGUAUAUGUUUGUAUAUGGAAAACAAAUACAGAGCAUGUAACAAUGGUGAAAAUACACUGCAUCGAGUGCAGAUUGUGCAUUUGGCAGCCAUUCUGCACCAGUCUGAACAAUCCAAAUGAAAAAUUGGAGACCACGUGGAGAAAAUGAACUAGCAUGAAAAAUCAUUCAGGACAGAAAUUCCCUUCCCUUACUCUGUGGGCUGGAUAACUAAAGCUAGUUCAAUUGCUGUUUGCUUCAAACAGCUGUCUUCCUUUCCUGAAAACUGGCCAAGCCUCCUGUGUUCAGCUGUAGCCAUGUGCAUCAGUGUAUUGUCACUAAACACUCUGAGAGAGGCAGCACUGCACUAUGAUUAAAUCUUCUAUGAGAGAAGCAAAAUACUUCCUUCUGUGAUUUGUUUUUUAUAAUAGCAAUAAUGUUGACUGCAUUCUAAUACUCACAAUAAAGGUCUGUUGAGAUUGU
This is a messenger RNA of Pseudopodoces humilis (Tibetan ground-tit), 8413 nucleotides long. It is a transcript of the gene PHF20L1, whose product is annotated as PHD finger protein 20 like 1. Gene Ontology annotation, cellular component: NSL complex. NCBI's taxonomy places the organism in Eukaryota, Metazoa, Chordata, Aves, Passeriformes, Paridae. The record is from RefSeq and is a predicted model, not a curated record. Gene Ontology annotation, biological process: regulation of transcription by RNA polymerase II.